Messenger RNA from Naegleria lovaniensis, 2358 nucleotides. RefSeq lists its product as uncharacterized. The record is from RefSeq and is a predicted model, not a curated record. Bases 1 to 2358 code for a protein of 785 amino acids. Lineage: Eukaryota; Heterolobosea; Eutetramitea; Acrasida; Naegleriidae. The transcript has a single exon.
AUGAUGAGAAGAUAUUACUACUCAAAGAGUACCAUUCUGUUAGUUGCAUGUGUGAGCCUUUGCUUGUUGUUUGCUUUGGCAUCGGAACGUUUGCGUGUUGAAUCCUCUCAAUCCAUGUUGCCAAACAACAAUAACAAGAAGAAUUGUUCAGGCAUUGCCCGUAAUGCCGCUGUUGAGCUUCAUGAAGUUACAACAACUCCCGAACAACAACAACAACAAAACUCUACCACCUCCCUUCAACAACAAAAAGUUGAGAAUCCUCGCCAAAUGCUCGUUACUGGAUCAGCUGGUUUCAUUGGAUAUCAUCUUGCAUUGAAAUUGGCAACUGAAGAAUUCAACUAUUGGAGCCAGCUCAUGGAUGAUGGUAAAUACUCACCUCAUCAUGACCAUAGUAGUGUCAUUAUAGGUAUCGACAACUUUAAUGACUAUUACUCGACUGAUUUAAAGUACAUGAGAAGAAGAAUGUUACAAGAUGCCAUUGCUAACUUCAAUGAGAAACUUUCCCACAAAGCAUUGUCGUCUUCUAAUUUUGGAGAGUCAUCAGAAGACAAACCCAAUGCUUCAAAUUUCAUCCAUUUUGAACUUAUUGAGGGUGAUGUUUGUAAUUCUACCUUGUUACAAUCCAUUUUUGCUCGUUUUAAAUUUACUCAUAUCCUUCACAUGGCAGCUCAAGCUGGUGUUCGAUAUUCCAUUGAGAAUCCACAAACUUAUAUUCGAAAUAACAUCUUGUGCCAAAUUGAAUUACUUGAAGUGGCUGUCAAGUAUCAAAAAGCCGAACCUCCUGUAUUUAUUUAUGCCUCCUCUAGCUCUGUUUAUGGAAAUAUUCAAGAGUUUGAUCCUUCUCCUUUCCAUGAAGGAAUGAAUGUAAAUAAGCCUUCUAACGUUUAUAGUGCAUCUAAAAUUGCUCAAGAACUCUUUGCUGAAACAUAUAAUUACUUGUACAAUGUACCUGUGAUUGGUCUUCGUUUUUUCACAGUCUAUGGUGAAGCAGGAAGACUUGAUAUGGCUCUUUUCAAAUGGGUCGAUCAAAUUGUGAAGGGACAACCUAUCACCUUGUACACGACUGAUAAUAAUAAGGAAUUGAUGAGAGAUUUUACCUAUGUUGAAGAUAUUGUUCAUGGUAUUGUGAAUUCAAUGAAAUAUGGAGAACGUGUGAGAAGAGAAGAAGGACGUGCUGUUCAUGAUGUUUUCAAUUUGGGAAACAACAAACCAGAACGAGUGGUUGACUUGAUUAAAUACAUUGAGACAGCAUUGGAUAAGAAAGCCAUUAUCACACUUUCUAAAAAGCCACCCACAGACAUGACCAUGACCUAUGCAGAUAUAACCCACAGUCAAAAGUUAUUGAACUAUGAACCAAAGACCAAGCUCCAAGAUGGAGUUCAAAAGUUUGUCAAAUGGUAUCUCGACAAUUAUCACUUCUCAAAGAAGAGUGGAACUGAUAAUGUGAUUGUUACCACCUACUUUGUUACUAAGGGUCAUCCUGAAAGAGAUGAACACUAUGGCGACUCGUGUUUUGAGCCCAUGAAAGAGUGGUAUGACUCGGUUCACAAACACAAUUUGAGAGCAGUCAUUUUCUAUGAUGAUGCCAAACUCUAUGAGAAGUGUCGAUUCGACAAAUUGACCACCUACAAUGUGAAAUUUGAACUCGUUCAACUCGGAAAUCGUUCCACCAACGACGAAAGAUUCUUUGUGUAUGAACAAUACUUGAAGCGAGCUCAACAAAGAUCCACUCCAGGUCUCAAUCUGGUACCAAAGAGAAUUCUCAUGACUGAUCUUUUUGACAUUCGAUUCAAUAGAGAUCCAUUCGAAUACAUGGCCUCCUUCGACAAACCAUCAGGUCCAACUCAACAAGACCCUUGUCCUCACUCAGCCCAUUGUAUGAGUGACAAACUUUUUAUUGGUUCCGAACCCACAACUAUUCGUUCCUCAGUAUGGGCUCAACAAAAACUUGCUCAAUGUGGAAUCACCAUUGAUCCAGUGAGAGGAACCUUUUAUUACAACACUUCCCUUCCAGAUCCAUUCACCACUCUUUCUAAUAAGGAAACUUCUUUAGAUUCCAUUCUCCUCAAUCCAGGAAUUGUCGGUGGCUCAAGCGAAACCAUCUUUCGCUUGUUGUCCAUUUACAAUGAAUUUCUAAGAGCCUCUCCUCUUCAUGCCAACUGUAACACUCCUGUUUUUAACAUGCUCAUGUAUCAACAUGCUGAAUUUCAAAACCAUCAAUUCCAAAGUGAGCAAGAAGAUGACAACAUGACAACAGAAGCAUCUCAUGACCAUUUGCGUUACAUCACAGGUCAACCCUUGCAUACUGUGUUUAAGGAGUUUGACCUCUCUGACACCUUUUACAUUAAACACAAAUAA